Messenger RNA from Biomphalaria glabrata, 2672 nucleotides. RefSeq lists its product as uncharacterized. NCBI's taxonomy places the organism in Eukaryota, Metazoa, Mollusca, Gastropoda, Planorbidae. The transcript has a single exon. Bases 34 to 2283 code for a protein of 749 amino acids. The record is from RefSeq and is a predicted model, not a curated record.
CCACCCCUCACCAUACUAGCACCCCUCACCACCAUGGCAAGUGGCACACGCUCCAAAGCGGACUCUGACAUGAAACAAAAAAUAGCUGAACUCAGAGAACUCGCGGCCGUCAUGUAUGACGAUGAGGCAAAGCAGAAAGAAUAUGUGAGGGCAGAAUUUGAGAAGGAGAGGGAAGAGAGUAGAAAGGAGAAGGAAAGGGAACAUGAAAUAGCUAUGGAAAGAGAGAAAAGGGAAGCUGAAGUAGCUAUAGCUAUAGCUAUAGCUAAAGAAAAGGAAAUCACGGAGCGAGAAAGGGAAAAAGAAAAACAAAUAACUGAGAGAGAAAGGAUAGCCGCGGAGAAAGAGAACGGAACCGCCAGUCAAGCUUCCUCCGGAUCUCGCCCGGCUAGCCCUGCCUCCCAGCAAAGUUCCUCAAACGGCCUACCCCACAUGCCAAUGGAGCACUUCGACGACAAGACAGAGAACAUCGAAGUUUAUCUUGUCCGUUUCGAAGAAGUUGCGAGCUACUACGGUCUGCCAGAGGAGAAAUGGUGCUUCCAGCUAUCCCAAUGCCUCCGAGGCAAAGCCUACGAAGUAUACUCUAAACUCCCCUCCGGCCAGCGAGAAGACUACGCAGCCCUCAAACAGGCGCUACUCGUCCAAUUCGAGCUGACUGCCGAGGCUUACCAAAAGAAAUUCAGGACAUCCCGCCUAGAGCGCCGAGAGACCUACGGUAAUCUCUGCGACAGGUUGGACAAAUACCUGAAGAGGUGGCACACUCUUAGCGAACUGCCAGAGACUUUGGACGGCCUAGUGAGCCUCAUACUCGCAGAGCAGUUGCUAGAGUGCAUGCCUAACGAGGUCAAAAUCUUUGUAAGGGAGCAGCAAGCCGCUACACCAGCCGACAUAGCUUCAGCUGCAGACCGGUACGCGACUGCCCGCAAAGACGUUAAGGACAUCAAAAGCAAGACCUCAGCCUCGGACAAACCAGAGGACCAGCCCACUUCUUCCAACAAACACGCUCCUUCUAGCCAACCCUCUCCUUUUGCUAAACCUCAUCACCAAAAAGCACCAAUCCAACGACCAGCCACGCCUACUAGCUACGACAGACGAAGCCACCCGCCUCGACAUGGCCAGACCAAUAACCAUCACCGUGACCGGAACAGCACGAGUGAUCACAGGCCCAAUCGACAGCAUCAGGCCCCACGUACUGUGUCAGCCAUGACUGAGCUCCCUGAACCCUCUUUGCAUAAUCAGCCAUCGCCUCUUGAUGAGGAAGAGGAGGACUAUUACGUCAUAUCAGCGCUGACCGUGGCCCCUGUACCCACUGCUUGUGGCCUUACCCAACCGAUACCGCCUCACCCCAUCGUAUCACCCCCUGGGGUAGAGAUUAUUCUGAUUAACGGAUCUCCUGUCCAGGCACUAUUCGAUUCCGGAUGUGAGGUGAGCUCUGUCAUCAGCAAAGCACUGGUCGACCCAUCGGAUCUCACUGGUGGAUCAGUGACGGUUCAAUCUCUAGACCGUGGCAUUCCUCCGAAGGUGUAUCCUAUCGCUCGGGUCCACGUAGAAUGCAAGUAUGUACAUGGCACCAUUGAUGCAGUAGUCAUGGACUCGCCAGUAUACGACUUUGUUCUAGGCUCCAGGUACAUACCUCUAGGAGUUGUCAAUAAACCAUACUUCUCUCUGCCUGUCGGUAGAAUGACAAAGCAGAAACGUGGCAGCAACCAGCCGGUUGGAAGCCCUGGUCGCCACUCUAACAAACCCUUUACUGGCUCUUCAGCCAAGCUCAAGCCGCGCCACCCUGGCACUGGCACUGCUAGGAAGUCACGAGGUAAGCGAAAUACCUGCACUCGUGAGAGUUCUUGUAACUCCCGCUCUUCAGCUAUCAAACCACUAAUGCCUGGCACUGAUCCUGCCAGGAAGUCACAGAAGAAAGUGAACUUUCACUCUCGUGAAAGUGGGCCUCAUCACAGCUCCACACCCCCUAUAAGGCCACUCUCCCCUGACAUUGACCGUGUCAGGAAAAUUAGAGGUAAGCCGAUCAAUCGCACUCACGAAGAAACGCCUCACUAUGGCUUUAGAGAUAAGCCCCGUCCAACGUACGCGCAUUGGGCACUCCGCCAUAACACUUAUCCCACUUACUGGUCUGCCCCAAGAAGGAGAUGUACCCAAUCCUAUCAACCCGGCCUAUUACCCCAGGUUUCCAGAAUUGCCCCUUCCACGUGGCAAUCCACCUGCGGACAGAACAUAGGCGACAGCGGACCCUUAGGACGGACACCCCUCUGGACCUUGGCAACCUCUUAACUACUGGGAAAGUUUUCUUAAAUGCUACGACCGACAGUAGACGAAACUUGAGCGAUACCAACGUGAGCACUUUAUAGAUCUUUUAACCAAGACCUAUCUUACGCGGGGAGGGUUGUGACGAACCGUUUUAGCUCACUCGAGGUAUCACUCAGGUCUAAGCAUUUAAUUAAUUUAUUUACUCGCUAUUAAUCAUCAAUUUUAUUAAUUUAGCCAAUCAAGCGCUAAAAUACACAGCCACCACCCCUCCAAUCCAACCCCACCCCCUUUGGCAGCGAUGUCACAUUUUACUAUCCCCACUUUGACACGUGUCACACUAGACUCUUGACAAGAGUACACUCCCUCCAUCUAUCGUGGCAAACAUCCGUUGACCCCCCCCCCCCUUUUCGGGA